Peromyscus leucopus (white-footed mouse) is the source of this 2437-nucleotide messenger RNA. It is a transcript of the gene Zfr2, whose product is annotated as zinc finger RNA binding protein 2. The transcript is spliced from 12 exons. Lineage: Eukaryota; Metazoa; Chordata; Mammalia; Rodentia; Cricetidae. Gene Ontology annotation, molecular function: single-stranded RNA binding; double-stranded RNA binding. The record is from RefSeq and is a predicted model, not a curated record. Gene Ontology annotation, cellular component: precatalytic spliceosome. Bases 23 to 1819 code for a protein of 598 amino acids.
CGGGCUCCGGGAGGACGCGGACAUGGCGGCCAGCAGCUCUUCCGGCCUCGCGCAGGGCGCCGGCCCGUCGUCCAGCACCCAGCCAUCCUCGGCUUUCCCCCUCCCAGCUGCUGGGGCCGGCCACGCCAUGCAGUCCACCCCUGGAAUCCAGAGCACCGCCAGCCGGGCCCUGGCCCCUGCCACCCAUCCGCCUGCACCCGGAGGAGGAGUCCCCGUGGGGUAUGGCUGCUCCCAGCCCCGCGCCAGCCAGGACUCCACAUCCAACAGCCAGGGCCCUGUGCCCGUGGCCACCGCUGCAUCCACCCACCAGGAGGACAGUCACAGCUGCCGAGAGUCUAAGGGGACCAGGAGCCGCGCGGACACACUGCAGCAGCCAGACCCAGCCUCGCUCUGCCGGCCAGGCCCAAGCUCCCAGCGCUCCGACCGCCCACCGAAGCCCCAGCAGGGCCCGCAGAAGCAGCAGGCGUCCCCGACGGCUCCCCUGGGCUCGGACUCCUGGGGUGGCCCAGGCCUCGGGCCCUGGGACCCCAGCUUUACCAGCGAUGCGCUGCCGUUCCUGGACAGGCUGCCGAAGCCCCAGGCGGGCCCCAGGCCGCCCUCCAUGCACUACUGUGAGGUCUGCAGGGUCAGCUGCGCGGGGCCACAGGUCAGCACCGGCUGCGGGCCGCUCCGUGUCACCGUGGGUCACCGUGUCAGAAGCCGUGGCGGUGUGGUUUCUCCUGUCACGCCCGCAGGGAGGCAGGGGUCGCUGUCCCCACAGUCGGGGCGCCGGCCAGAGAGCAGUGACGACCGGCAUGUCAUGUGCAAGCACGCCUCCAUCUACCCCACCGAGGAGGAGCUGCAGGCCAUCCAGACGGCAGUGUCCCACACAGAGCGCGCCCUCAGACUGGUGUCAGACACGCUGGCCGAGGAGAGCGACCAGCAUGGCACCCUGGCACCUCCCCAACCACGGAUGCUCAAGGGUGUGGUGCGGGUUGGCAUCCUGGCCAAGGGCCUGGUCCUGCGUGGGGACCACAGCGUGCAGCUGACCUUGCUGUGCUCCAAGAAGCCCACGCACUCCCUGCUGCAGAGGAUCAAGCAGGAGCUGCCCCGAGAGCUGUCGAUAGUGGCAGAAGAAAAGUAUGAGGUCUCAUCUGACCAUGAUGCCAACAUCGUUAUCUCGGCCUGUGUGGAGCCCGGGGUGAAGGUCACUGUGUCUGCCACCUCGCCUCUGAUGCGCGAAGACCCCUCUGUAAAACGAGGACUGCAAGACUCUCUGUCUGACCCGGAGGACGUCCUGGAUCGGGAGAGGUGCCUCGAGACCCUGGCAGCUCUCCGCCACGCCAAGUGGUUCCAGGCCCGCGCCAGCGGCCUGCAGCCGUGUGUGAUUGUCAUCCGGGUCCUGCGCGAGCUGUGCCGCUGCCUGCCCCCCUGGGGGGCCCUGCCCGCCUGGGCCAUGGAGCUGCUGGUGGAGAAGGUGCUGAGCAGUGCACCCCGGCCCUUGAGCCCCGGGGACGCUAUGCGGAGGGUCCUGGAGUAUGUGGCCACAGGCGCGCUCCUGGCAGAUGGCCCGGGGCUACAGGACCCCUGUGAGAAAGGCCCACAGGACGCCCUGGAGCCCAUGACCCCACAGCAGCGAGAAGACCUGACCGCCAGUGCACAGCGCGCCCUGCGUCUCGUGGCUUUCCGGCAGAUACACAAGGUCCUUCGCAUGGAACAGUUACCUCCACGGACCAGAUUUGGGGCCCGGGCACGGAAGAGGAUGAGGGAGGCCAGUCAGGCCCAGGAGGGCCCUGGGGAGAAGAAGCGUGGCCGGCAGGGCACAGUGGGGCUGCCAUGAGCCAGCCAUCACCACAGGUCUGAACUGGCGCGGGCCCUCCGGCUGCUGGUUCCUCCUGAUGUGGGACACCUUUGCCAUUGGGUCUGUAGGUUUAUUCACAAUGCUGUGGUGACCCCCAUGCCCAUGGCUCUGUCACCCCCACCUCCACCCCCAGCCAGGUAGCAGCGACCUCCACUCCUUGGUAGUAACUCCCCUGACGUCAUAUGAAGCAGGUGAGAUCUGAAUCGCUUCCUUGAAAUGCCAGGAAGGGUGGCCUGGAAGAUUCUAAAGUCACGGAGUGGGAGUGGAGAGAGCACAGGCCGUGAUUCCCCAGACCCCAGACCCACCCACAUCCUUCACACAGCCCCUUACUGCACCCCAGCUGUGAGGACACAGACGGCCCCUGGGACACGGUCACCCCGCGGUGGAACCCCAGUCACUGAGUGCCUUCUGCUAGCCCAGGUUAUCCUGCGGACCACUGGGUGUGGGCACCCCCGAACCCCCAGUACCACCCAAGGCUUCAACCCUGCUCCAUUCUGCCUGUGGCUUUAAAGACCAGCUCGCACAUGGCGCAGCGCCUGGAGUCUGUAGAAUCAUCCAGAACUUGGCCAGAAUGGGAAUAAAGCGGAUCUGCCUGUG